CUUGUCAUUGUAAUUACAUUGUACAAGAAGUCAUAUUUGCUUUCCCUCAGCAACAAGUUUGUAUUUAGCCUGACGUUAUCCAAUCUGCUGCUGUCUAUGCUGGUGCUUCCUUUUGUUGUUGUCAGCUCAAUUCUGAGAGAAUGGAUAUUUGGAGUGGUGUGGUGCAAUUUCUCUGCCCUUCUUUAUAUGUUGAUCAGCUCUGCCAGUAUGCUUACUUUGGGCAUCAUAGCAAUAGACAGGUAUUAUGCUGUCCUUUACCCAAUGGUAUAUCCUAUGAAGAUCACAGGGAAUCGUGCAGUUCUGGCAAUAGCAUAUGUUUGGCUCCAUUCUCUCAUAGGAUGUCUUCCACCCCUCUUUGGAUGGUCCUCACUAGAGUUUGAUAACUUCAAGUGGAUGUGUGUUGCUGCAUGGCACAAAGAGGCUGGCUAUACUGCCUUUUGGCAGAUUUGGUGUGCUUUGCUGCCUUUUAUCACUAUGAUGAUUUGC
This is a messenger RNA of Staurois parvus, 486 nucleotides long. The record is from the annotation of a GenBank genome assembly. Lineage: Eukaryota; Metazoa; Chordata; Amphibia; Anura; Ranidae.